This is a messenger RNA of Brenthis ino (lesser marbled fritillary), 408 nucleotides long. Lineage: Eukaryota; Metazoa; Arthropoda; Insecta; Lepidoptera; Nymphalidae. The record is from the annotation of a GenBank genome assembly.
AUGUGCGGUCGGGCGGAGUUGGGCGGGCGGGCGGCGGCUAGGUCAAGUGUAGGGCGGACUCAGCCGUUAGGUAAUACUCUUAAUUUGUCGUCACGUCCACUGGAAACGGACACAGUGGAAAGCAAAACGAAUAGCAUCGGCGGUUACGCAAGUGAGAGCGCGGGUACGUACCGGGUGGACGCGGGCGGCUGGUGGGCGCUGAGCGCGUGCGGGCGGGACGGGCGCGAGUCGCGGAGUGGCGCCUGCGCACGCGCCGCCACACUCACCACCCUCGAGCGCCCUGCCUCCCCCCUCCCCUCCCUGCCCAUCGCCCCCUCGCACACCGCACACCACCACCUCUUAUCUCCGCCGCGCUACAUGACCGGGCUUGCAGAGUGCUCUCAAAACCCGCUUCCGCUGCCUGAAAAC